AUGGGAACUGCCGGUCCAAUCGCCUUAGCUAAAGAUAUGCUCCUCGUGGACGAUAGUCCAUUUUUUGUGCUCAAUAGUGAUAUCAUGUGUGAUUUCCCGUUCAAGGCAAUCAUGGCAUUUCAUAAAAAUCAUGGGAAGUCAGGAACUAUUUUGGUGACACAAGUUGAAGAACCUUCAAAAUAUGGUGUUGUUGUUUACGAUCAAACAACUGGACGUGUGGAUCGUUUUGUUGAAAAACCAAUUGAAUUUGUUGGUAAUAAGAUAAAUGCCGGUAUAUACUUACUUAAUCCUAGUGUUAUUGAUAGGAUCCCUUUACGUCCAACUUCCAUUGAGAAAGAGAUAUUCCCAGAAAUGGCGAACGAGAAACAACUCUAUUGCAUGACAUUAUCAGGGUUCUGGAUGGAUGUUGGACAACCUCAUGAUUUUCUCAAAGGUACAAAUUUGUAUCUAAAUUACUUAAAACAAUCAGAUCAUUCGAAGGAACUAGCAACUGGAUCUAAUAUUCAUGGGAAUGUUUUAAUACAUCCAACUGCUUCAGUUUCACCUACUUGUGUUCUUGGACCGAGUGUUGUUAUUGGACCAGAGUGUAUAGUUGAAGAUGGAGUAAGAAUUCGUAAUUCAACCUUGCUUCAAGGAAGUAUUAUUCGUUCGCAUUCUUGGCUAGAAACUUGUAUUAUUGGUUGGCGGUGUACUGUUGGGCAGUGGGUGAGAAUGGAAAAUGUCACCGUCUUAGGUGAAGAUGUCAUUGUAUCUGAUGAAUUAUUUGUAAAUGGUGCACGUGUACUACCACACAAAAGCAUUGCCCAAUCAGUUGUUGAACCACAAAUUAUUAUGUAA
Molecule: messenger RNA, 837 nt
Organism: Schistosoma rodhaini
Lineage: Eukaryota; Metazoa; Platyhelminthes; Trematoda; Strigeidida; Schistosomatidae
Source: the annotation of a GenBank genome assembly